Messenger RNA from Stylophora pistillata, 1814 nucleotides. RefSeq names its product tetraspanin-17. Gene Ontology annotation, cellular component: plasma membrane. The record is from RefSeq and is a predicted model, not a curated record. NCBI's taxonomy places the organism in Eukaryota, Metazoa, Cnidaria, Anthozoa, Scleractinia, Pocilloporidae.
GCACAGAGUGCACGUAAAACUUUUCUAAAUGCAGAUUUCCUUAUGUCUGUAUGCUGUACAUUUGUGACGUUUACAUCUUAAGCGAUGGCUAGAGAAACUACAGAAGUUAGCUGUUGUGUCAAGUAUCUUCUCUUCUUUUUCAAUGUGUUUUUUUGGCUGAUUGGGGGCCUUACAACUGGUGUUGGCCUCUAUGCCCGGUUUGAAAAGACAAAAUAUCAAGGCUUCUUCAAUGACAUUGUUAUGGACCCAGCCUUUGCACUAAUCAUAACUGGAGGAAUCAUGUUCAUCCUUGGAUUCACAGGCUGCAUUGGUGCUUUGAGAGAAAAUGUUUGCCUUCUGAAGUUUUUUUCAAUUGUCCUGGCAAUCAUAUUCUUCCUUGAAUUAUCACUGGGAAUUUUUGUCUUUGUGUUCCAAGAUAAGGUUGAAGGUGUAGUUAAGGAGAAAAUAGAUCAAACUAUCACAAGUUACAGGGACAAUGUGGAUCUACAGAGUUUUAUUGAUGGAAUUCAACAAGAGUUUAAGUGCUGUGGUGGAGAAACCUACAAUGAUUGGCAAAGGAACAUUUAUUUUAACUGUUCCUCUCCAGGUGCGGAGGCCUGUGGUGUGCCAUUUUCUUGUUGCCAUGAGGAUACCCUAAACACACAGUGUGGAUAUAAAAUCAGAAAACCUAUACAUACUGAUACAGAAAGGAUUGAAGUGAUUUACAUCAAAGGCUGUAUCGCAGCAGUCAGAGACUGGUUUAAGGAGAACUUAAUAAUAAUUGGUGGGGUUGCAGUUGGUUUGGCCCUAGUGCAGAUCAUGGGAAUUUGUUUUGCAAACAGCCUUAUAACAGACAUAAAGAUGCAGAAGUCAAGAUGGGACAGGGACUACUACAACUGAGAUCACUCUUCACUUCUAGGGUAUAAUGCAUCAUGCAAGAAGCUUUUUCUUCAUUUUAUACAUAUGAGCUAUGCUGUUGUGAAGUGUGUAACAUUGAUGUUCUCAUGAUAUUUGAGAUAAGUGAUCUUGGGAUCUCUAUUUUCAGACUAAAAGCCACAACUAAUCUGGGAGCUACCUCUAUUGUUUUGGCCUCUUCAUAGUCUAGACACACUAUAUGAAAAUCAGAACUUUAAGAAAAGAUGUUAGUACAAAUUGCGUUUCAAAAAAGGAAAAAUUUAAUAUAAAAAACAAAAAACAUAGCACCUUUCAGUUCAAUCUGUUGGGUUAUUUGGAACAUUCUCAUCACUUUCCUUUACUUCAAGGUUGUGCAAGAAGUAAAAGGGUGCCAUGUUUUUUUAUAACAGUCAUUUUUCUUCAUGUUAGCCUAGUUCAUGGCACAUCUUUGCUACGCAAUGUAAAUUUUUAUUUGAAGAGCAUGUGAAAAUUUAGGUGUAGUAGUAUGUACGUAAAAGGUAAUUUACUUUGGUAGUGAUUUUGUAGACAUUGCGACCCCAUAGCAAACCAUUCUCUUUUACCAUCGACAUGUUUAGUACAGAAAGUUUGCUUUAAAAACGUGUACUUACUACCCUGCCUCUCUAGUGGCGAAGAGUUGACGUGGGGUGAGGCCGUGCGUCAGCUAUCAGAGCCAGUUCCAAUAAGUAAGACUUUUAUUUCCUACAGGUAAACUUUACUGGUGUUCCUUUGCAAAUUUUCUCUCUUUUUUUUAAUUUGCGAUUGGUUGUGGGCGAAACGUUCGUGUUUUCACCAAUGUGAACAUCGAUUCAGUCGGCAGAUCAGAACGCGUUACUUGCCGUAGAAUACUAGUUGACUUAAUUUUACCGACAAAAAUAGACCCUUUUCUUGUUGUGAGGUGAAUUAAUUGCGCUGUAUAUUUA